This is a messenger RNA of Oppia nitens, 1692 nucleotides long. RefSeq lists its product as uncharacterized. NCBI's taxonomy places the organism in Eukaryota, Metazoa, Arthropoda, Arachnida, Sarcoptiformes, Oppiidae. Gene Ontology annotation, biological process: ubiquitin-dependent protein catabolic process. Gene Ontology annotation, cellular component: cytoplasm; nucleus; proteasome regulatory particle, lid subcomplex. The coding region runs from base 82 to 1692 and encodes 536 amino acids. The record is from RefSeq and is a predicted model, not a curated record. The transcript has 3 exons. Gene Ontology annotation, molecular function: ubiquitin binding; proteasome binding; endopeptidase activator activity.
AAAAAUAAAAUYUUAUAUUUAGUUUUCCCGUUUGUAACAUCUUUUCUUCAUUUGUUAACGUCUACUACUAUCGACACCAUUAUGUCGACGCCAUUGCUCUUCAGCAACAAUAGCGUUAAUCAUCAACCGGUCAGUCAGUAUUUGGUUGAGUUCAGGGCCGGCAAAAUGACUGCCGAACGCACUGGACCUAAGAAAAUGAUGUUAAAACCGGUAAAAGAGCGCAAAGGACUACUGUAUGUCCAGCAAACUGACGAUCAAUUGAUGCACUUUUGUUGGAAAGAUAGACAAACCGGUCAUAUAGAAGAUGAUCUGAUUAUAUUUCCGGGUGAUAUCGAGUUCAAGAAAAUAAGUCAAUGCAAGACUGGCCGCGUAUUUGUUCUCAAAUUCAAAUCCAAUGACAGACGACUGUUCUUUUGGAGUCAAGAGCCCAAAGUGGACAAAGACGACGACUAUGUGACCAAAAUCAACGAUUAUCUCAAUAACCCUCCGGUUAGAGAUGCAUCCCAUGAUAGCAAUGUCAGCAAUGAUCAUCACGAAGCCAUCGAYUUUAACGAAUUGUUACAUUUGCCGCGACAACAGCUUCACGACAGGAUAAUGAAUAUGUCACAGAAUCAGGUCAAUGAACUAAUGAAUUCACUGGGAAUGCCACCGCCGACUACAGAACAUCGGUCUCGACCACGCAGUCCAUCACCACAAAGUAGUCAAUCAAGUAGUAGUUCGAGCGCUUCGUCAGCUGAUAAUCGUCAAUAUAGCGGUCAGUUGGCUUCAGAGGGAACGGGAAUACAGUUAAAUGACUUACAGAGAGUUAUCAAUGAACUCAAUGCAUCUAACAAUCAAAACCAAAGUCAAACUGAAGCACAAACAGAUCCAGUAUUGCAGUCAAACGUCAGAGAUGAACAUAAAUCGAAAGACAAAAAGAUUGACCACAAAAAUGAUACAAAAAAUUUAGAAAAAAGUGAUCGAAAGAGUAAGAGACCAAAAUCUGUACCGAAAAAUGCAUCAAAAAGUGAUAUAAAAACCGCAACAAAGAUUCAGUCAAAGACUGAGACAAAGGAUGAGACCAAGACUUUAAAGAGUGUCAAAAGUCAAACAAAAAUUCCGAUAAAUAAAACAACAAAAAGUUUACCAAAAAUUGAAAUUAAAAGCAAAUCAAAAAGCAAACCAAAAGAUGUUUCAGCAAAGAUUGGUUCUAAAAGUGAUCUAAAAACAACUGAUCACAACAUUAGUGUCAAAAAAGAUCCCAAAAGUGAUCUCAAAAUUGAUUCAAAAAGUGUUCCAAAAAUUGCAUCAAACAUUAGUCUCAAAAGUGAUCCCAAAAGUGAUCUGAAGUUUAAUUCAAAAAGUGCUCCAAAAACUGGUCUCAAAAUCAGAUCCAAAAGUGAUUCCAAAAGUGGUCUCAAAAGUGAUUCCAAAAGUGAUCUCAAAAAUGAUUUCGAAAGUGACAAACAAAUAAAAAUUGAGUCCAAAGAGAAAAAAGCGAAGUCAUCGACAAUAAGAUUGAAACUGAAGAGCAAACCAGAAAAGACAUUAAAUGGUGUUCAAACCAGAAGUAUGUCUCGAAAGAAGAACAAUCAGUCUAAAGAUGACACAAAAGGGUCAAAGAAAGACUCAAAAGAUGACAAAAAAGUGUCAAAAAAGGACUCAAAAGAUGACAAAAAGCGUAAAAAGGGUUCAAAAGAGUCAAAGAAGUAA